UGAACAUGUCGUGUUUCGCCAAAUCGGCACUGUGCCUUUUGGUAGCUGGUCUCCCAGCUCUAGCCCAAUUCCUUCUCAAGCCAGAAGGGGUCACAGGCUUGGAAUCCAAAUUUGGUGAUGGUGCUAAGAUCACUUACAAAGAGCCAGGACUUUGCGAGACUACGUCGGGGGUCAAGUCAUACGCUGAAGGGUCUCGAUGAUAACCAAGACUACCCCAUCAACACAUUCUUCUGGUUUUUUGAAGCAAAAAAAGAUCCAGAGAAUGCUCCUUUGUCUAAAUGGAUCAAUGGAGGACCCGGGAGCUCUUCGAUGGUGACGCCCCCAAUGGGCUUGUUGGUUGAAAACGGUCCUUGCAUCAUCAAUCCGGAUUCAAAUUCAACGAUACUGAAUCAAUAUUCAUGGAACAAUGAAGGAGAGCUCACCAAGUUGGGCCCCAAUGAUCCAAUUCCAGAGCAGAAUGCUACGUUACUGGUCGGAACGUACCCUAGUAACGAGCCGGAAAACACUGCACUGGAUAGUCGUAGUGCUGCAAUUGCUCUUCGGCACUUUGCGCAGGUAUGGUUCCAAGAAUUCCCCGGUUACCACCCAGGGGACUCUCGAAUCAGCCUUGCCACUGAGCCUUAUGGUGGCCGUCACGGCCCAGCAUUUUUCGCGUACUUCGAAGAACGGAACCAGAAGAUCGAAAAUGGUACCUGGAAAGAUGACGAUGGAGACAUGAAAGUAUUGAAUCUUGAUACCCUCAUAAAUCAUCAACGGCUGCCUUGA
Messenger RNA from Blastomyces gilchristii SLH14081, 765 nucleotides. RefSeq lists its product as uncharacterized. Gene Ontology annotation, cellular component: fungal-type vacuole. The transcript has 4 exons. The coding region runs from base 118 to 765 and encodes 215 amino acids. The record is from RefSeq and is a predicted model, not a curated record. Gene Ontology annotation, molecular function: serine-type carboxypeptidase activity. Gene Ontology annotation, biological process: proteolysis. NCBI's taxonomy places the organism in Eukaryota, Fungi, Ascomycota, Eurotiomycetes, Onygenales, Ajellomycetaceae.